Molecule: messenger RNA, 621 nt
Organism: Nerophis lumbriciformis (worm pipefish)
Lineage: Eukaryota; Metazoa; Chordata; Actinopteri; Syngnathiformes; Syngnathidae
Source: RefSeq, a predicted model, not a curated record
AUGUGUAAAGGACUUGCAACACUUCCUGCAACAUGCCUAAAAAGUGCCAAAGACAUCAAACACAAAAUAAACUUCAUGCUCCAGAGGCAAGAGUCACAAGAAAAGGAGCAGAAGCAGAGAGAAGAAAAGAAUGAAUAUGCUGCUAAAAGGAUGCCAACUCCUGCUGAGGUGGAGAAAUGGAAAGAAUCAUUCAGCUCUCUAAUGAACUGUGAAAUUGGUCGAAGAGUGUUUACCAGCUUUCUGAGUUCGGAGUUCAGUCAAGAGAACAUGGACUUCUGGAUUGCUUGUGAGGACUUCAAGAAUACUGCGACUUGUAAGCUGGAGAAGAAGGCAAAGCUCAUCUACCAACAAUAUGUGGCAAUAGACUCUCCAAACGAGGUUAACCUCGAUGCUGUGACCAGAAAAGAAACGAUGCAAAAUAUUCUGAGCGUCUCGCGCUCCUGUUUUGACGAAGCUCAAAAAAGGAUUUACCUUUUGAUGGAGAAAGACUCUUACAGACGUUUCCUAAACUCCAAGCUGAUCUACGAUUUGUCCCAGGUCCACCCUGCUGUUGUACUGAAGCAACAAAAAAGUAGCUGCAACACCACUGAUAUAAAGCAGGAACGAGUUGACGGUGCCUAG